AUGCACAAUAGAUAUUACCUAAUACCUAUUUUAGUUUGUUUAUGGGGAGUUUACUACAGUAUUAUAACACAUUAUAUAUCUAGUAAUAAUCAUGCAUAUAUGUUUCACAAUGAAGAUUUGAAUGAAAUUUUCAAUCCUACUAAGGCUUCGUGGAAUAUUUCAUUUCCUUGGAUUGACAGGCUUCCAAGGUUUUCAGGUCCUAAUAUUAAAACCGUGCUUCAAAAGAAAGGAUCGCAUAAAUUGUCUUCGAAUUCAUACUUACCUAAUGAUUUUCCAUUUAGAGAACGGAGUCAAAUAGGUCAAGAAAAUGCUACGAUGGUGAUGUUGGUACGAAAUCGGGAAUUGAGAGGUGCAUUGCAAUCAAUGAGGUCAUUAGAAGAUAGAUUCAACAGAAAUUAUAGAUAUCCAUGGGUGUUUUUAAAUGACGAGCCUUUUGACACCGAUUUCAUAGAACAAACUACAUUAAUGGCUAGCGGGAAAACAUAUUAUGAAUUGAUACCGAGUGAGGACUGGCAACCGCCUUCGUUUAUCGAUAUGGAUUUAAUGGAAAAGAAACUAAUGAAGGCGCAUGAAGAUGGCGUUAUCUAUGGUGGAUCAUGGUCCUAUAGGAACAUGUGUCACUUUAACUCGGGAUUUUUUUAUAAACAAAAGAGAUUACUUGAUUAUGAAUGGUAUUUCAGGGUGGAGCCUGACGUCAAGUACAUGUGUGAUUUUCAGUAUGACCCCUUUACGGUGUUGAGAGAAAAUAAUAAAAUAUAUGGGUUUGUUCUAACUAUUCACGACUACGAAAACACAAUGCCAUCGUUGUGGCCUACCGUCGAGAACUUCAUGAAGGACCACAAAGAUUUAAUCCAUCCUAAUAAUUCCAUAGACUUCAUCACGUCUAAUGAAACUUCCUUGAACUACGACUUCGAGUUACCCGAAUCAAAUACCUCAUAUAACCUUUGCCAUUUUUGGUCUAACUUUGAAAUUGGAAACUUAGACUUCUUCAGAAGCGAAGCCUAUGAGACAUACUUCAAAUAUUUGGAUAAAACGGGUGGAUUUUUCUACGAAAGAUGGGGCGAUGCUCCGGUUCAUUCUAUAGGGCUAAACUUGUUAGCCGACAAAAACAGAAUACACCACUUCGAAGAUAUAGGGUAUUUUCAUGUACCGUAUCUAGCAUGUCCUACUUCAAUUGACGUACUUGCAUCAAAAAGAUGUGUAUGUAAGACUAAAGGUCUUGAAAAUCAUGAUCCUGAGACACCACAUGACAUCCAGCCUUUCAGUUGCUUAAGCAGAUGGUGGAGAUAUGGCUCUGGCAAAACCUUCUUAAACGAUAUCGAUUAUACGUUCAACAAUUAG
Debaryomyces hansenii CBS767 is the source of this 1341-nucleotide messenger RNA. It is a transcript of the gene KTR2, whose product is annotated as mannosyltransferase. Gene Ontology annotation, cellular component: membrane; Golgi apparatus. The coding region runs from base 1 to 1341 and encodes 446 amino acids. Gene Ontology annotation, molecular function: alpha-1,2-mannosyltransferase activity. The record is from RefSeq and is a predicted model, not a curated record. Gene Ontology annotation, biological process: cell wall mannoprotein biosynthetic process; protein N-linked glycosylation. NCBI's taxonomy places the organism in Eukaryota, Fungi, Ascomycota, Pichiomycetes, Serinales, Debaryomycetaceae. The transcript has a single exon.